AUGAUAUCCGCAGAGGUGUGCCAGGCCAUCAUCAGUGAAUACCAAGAUGAAGUAUUUUCCUGUCCAACUACUCCAGAUGAAUGGAGAGAAGUGGCACGGACUUACGCUGACAGAUGGAACUUUCAUCAUGUCUGCGGAGCCUUGGACGGAAAACACGUGGCCAUCAGAAAUCCACCAGGCUCUGGUACGAUCUACUACAACUACAAGGGUUUCUACAGCCUCAUCCUCUUGGCCCUAGUUGAUGGCAAUUACAAGUUCCUCUGGGCUGACGUUGGUAAUCCCGGUUCUUCAUCGGAUGCCCAGGUCUUCAACCACAGCCCGCUGAGACGUGGACUGGAUAAUGGUACUCUUGGCCUGCCAGAUCCAGAGCCCCUGCCAGAUGAUGACCGAGACACCCCUUACUUCUUAAUUGGGGACGACGCCUACCCUCUCAAGACAUUGAUGCAAAAGCCGUACUCCAACCGUGAGCAGACCGACGAGGAGAGAAUCUUCAACUACCGUCUCUCGAGGGCUCGCCGUGUGGUGGAGAACAGCUUUGGCAUCCUUGCCCAUCGCUGGAGAUGCUUGUUGAGUACCCUACAGCUUGAUCCAGAAAAAGCCAGGACAGUCAUUAUGGCCUGCAUGUGCCUCCACAACCUAAUGAGAGAUCGUUUUCCUGGGCUUCAGAACAUUGACGUUGACCAUGAAGAUGAGUUGGGCAACCACAUCCCUGGGGCAUGGAGAAACGCAGCAGUUCUGCAGGAUGUUGAACGAGUUGGCGGAGGCUACCAGGCAAACAAAGAGGGCAAGAAGCUGAGAACUUACCUGAAGCACUACUACAACAGUCCAGUUGGAAGCCUGCCCUGGCAACAACACAUGAUAUAG
This is a messenger RNA of Lytechinus pictus (painted urchin), 864 nucleotides long. Its product is annotated as putative nuclease HARBI1. Lineage: Eukaryota; Metazoa; Echinodermata; Echinoidea; Temnopleuroida; Toxopneustidae. Bases 1 to 864 code for a protein of 287 amino acids. The record is from RefSeq and is a predicted model, not a curated record. The transcript has 2 exons.